GGGUUUAGCAUUCGGGGUCUGCAGCGCUUAGGGUUUAGGGGGGGCGAUAAAAGAGAUCUUGAGCGGUAAGCUACCUCAGGUACGUUCGUCAAUGCCUGCACCUGUUCUAUUAUUACAGUAGUAUUAGGAGCACACAUACAUGUAUAUAGUAUUUAUAGUUAUCCGUAAGGCCAAGAGAAAAGGCAGAUAUGGUGAUAGAUAUCGUGGCAAAGGCCAAGAGAAAAGGCAGAUAUGGUGAUAGAUAUCGUGGCAAAAGCCAGAGAAAAGGCAGAUAUGGUGAUAGAUAUCGUGGCAAAGGCCAGUGAAAAGGCAGUUAUGGUGAUAGAUAUCGUGGGUAAGAUUCCGGUGAGGUAGAAUUAGUGAAAGAUGCGAUGGCUAUAUCGUCGGCAAUCGGAGGGGGGCAAGCAAUUUCAAAGGCUGAGCAGGAGGAGAAGGACGGGCGAUCUAAAGAGGCAGAUCAGGAGGAGAAGAAUCAGGAGAAAGAAGACGACGACCUAGAUGAUGCCCAUGGAUACUACGACGAUGAUGACUUCGAAGAUUACGAUACGGAUUUCGAGACCGAUGAGGAAACCGCUGAUAGUAGCAGUGAAUGGAGGCAUGAUUGUCAAUUGCUGCCGUCGAUUGAUGAGAAUCCGACCGAUGGACGAAGCGCCGGGGAUGAGUCAGGAGGAGGAGGAGAGGGGAUUCCCGGGGCCGGGAGCCACGCUGGAUAUGAGGCAUCAUGGGCUCGUUUAUCUGCCGGAGGCGGUGGUGGGUAUCGCAAGAAGAUUCUUGGCGCCUGCGUGGUCGAUUCGCUGUCCGUUGCAGCACGUGCAGCCUUGCGUAGUGUCACAGCGGAGGCGCUAAGGCAGAAGGAGAAGGAUGAUCCCGAUCAUCAUCAGUAUCAAGAUCAGCAGCGGCAUGAUCCGACGGUGGCGGUGGUGUCUCGAGGAGGAGGAGGAGGAGGAGGAGGAGGUAAGUCGAGACUGCGAAGGAUCUUGGCCGUCGUCAAGCUAGAGGAGGUGGGGGGGGAGUUGUUCGAUCUCCCACCCCUCUCCUUACACGCCCUAUACGAGCUGGGACGUGGGCCAGCUCUUCUACGCCACGUGGCCGCCACUCAGACAGGAGAUGAUGCUGACGCGGCAUCCGUGCAGACCGAGGAUAUCAGCUAUGGACACGUGGCGGUUCAAUGCCCGGACGAUCUCGCUCGAUCGACGGCUGAGGAGCAGGCGGGGGCCAUGGCCGUCGACUGUCGGGGGGUGGGUGAUGACGAAUACGAAGCGGAAGAGGAGGAGGAGGAAAUGGGGGAGGGGGAGGAGGAGGAGGUGGAGGAGGAGGAGGAGGAGGAGGAGGAAGGGGAUGGCGAUGGAACCGAGGGGGGGCAAUCGCCAAGCACGGUGGGUUGGGGAGAUGGAGAAAGAAGAAGAAGAAAGGGAGGAAGAAGAAAGAGGAGGAGGCGGAGAAGAAGAAAAGGUUAUGGCAGGGAAAACGACGUAGAGGACGAGGAACAUGACACGGUGAUGUCACUGAAGGAGGAAGGGCGACAGAUAGCAAUUCUUGAGAGAGAGAGGGACUACAAAUCGCGGCUUAAAGUCUUCCUGGAAAAGGUCGAGCUGACGUGGAGUACCAUGCUGACUAAGGACAAGAGGAAAGAAGGAGGGGAAGGAGCAGCAGGAAGACGACGGCCACCUCCAUCCUUACUUACAACAUCGGGCAGAGGGAUAAACGACAAGCAAAGGGAGAUGGAAGUCUCUUCUUGUCUGAACUGCACAGCUUGCGUAGACCUAUGGUGGGAACCAUUGCUUCUUGGUCGGAGAUUGAUGACCGUCACUCUGCUGGACACUAGAUGGUGCCAGGUGGCGUGUGCGUAUAGUCCUCCGGAAAAGGGAGUGGAGGAGGGAUCUCCACCCCCACCACCACCACCUCCUCCGCCUCACACUUCUCCUCCUUUUCCUCCUCCUCCUCCUCCUUCUCUUCCCUCCCAGCCGCAGAGUCUUAGUAAUCAAGGAUGCAUCUUAAUGUGGGAUCUCUGGGCCGUUGGAGCACCCCAAAGGGUGCUGAUAUGCCACGGGACCCCGACGUGCUGUCUGUUCGUCGACUGUGUCGAGAUCGAGACCGACAAUCGCAGGCGUGAGGUUCUCAUAGCCGGCACAUGUAGAGGAACGCUCUGUCUAUGGGACUUAUCCUCUGAUCCUAAAGCGGACACCAUAGCCGGCGGAGGUGUCAUGAUGUUCGACCCAGAGUUAAAGAUCGCAUGUGAGCGGCCCACCUACAUUACAGACGCCGACACCGAAGGUAAUCACGUCGGCCCUGUUUUGUCCGUCCGAUUGAUCCGAUCAGGCAACCAGGACGAUCGGUCGACGGGUUCCCAGGGCGACGUGGCGCUAGGGGGAGGCGGCGGAGGAGGGGGAGGAGGACUGAUCAGCCGUGGGCAGAUCCGACAGCCAGGAUCUUCUCGGCUGGCAAGCCUGGACGGCUCAGGUGUUGUCCAUAUCUGGAUGCUUGUCGGGAUCCCUCGCGGUUACCACGACGUGGCUGUCGGUGUAGGCGACGCUGAUAUGGGAUUGAGAAUUGGCGGGAAAGUGCGCAUCACGCACUCGGCGUCGUUGAAUCUUGCUGAGUGGAUGAGACCUACCCCACCAGCUGUGCUGCAUCAGGCGAGGAGGGGCCAGCAGCACCAUCUCUCGCAGGUGAAGAAACAGGGGGAGGGAAAGGACGCGGAGGAGGAGGAGGAGGAGGAGGAGAGGCAAAAUCGACGAACCACGUGCCUCGCAGUGUUGCAGGCCUCCACUGGCACCGAUUUCCUUCUUGGAGACGAUCGAGGCCGUUGCUGGCGCAUCAACAGCAUGAAGACACAUGGCACUAAGCGGAUAUCCUCCCUUGCUCCUCGGUAUUACGCGGAACCCGAUCCCGACAGAACUGGAGCAAACGUUGUCACUUCUAUGUCUCUAUCGUCGCACUCAGAUCAGCUCCUCGCUGUUGGAUACGGCAAUGGACAGUGCGCUGUCUUCUCCGUCGACUCGUCUGCCCCCUUGAUUGCCUGGGAAAAUGCUUGCGUCGGACCCGUCAUAGCCGUCAGAUGGUCACCGGUGAAACCAUCGACUCUCUUUGUCGUGGAUGGCGCGCUGUCUGUGCUUCACGUUUGGGAUUUGAUGGCCGCUGACCUCUCGUCUCCCGUGGCGUCCGUGAGCUUGACACGUGUCGCAGGUCAGGCCGAUGCUGCAGCCGCAGACGUCCAAUGUACACUUAACAACAAGGGGGUGCAAACUGGCGGGAAAGAAGACAACAGGAAAGGAAAGGGCGGGAGAUUCGAUCUCAGCGGACGGCCGGAACCAGCGGCGGCGGCGGCGGCGGCAGCGCGUGUGUUUUCUUUCUACGUGUCGAGUCCACGCCGACGUCAUCACGCAGCUGAACACAAUGUCACUCAUGAGGAUCGCUACGGCGAGUACGGGGGUGAUGAGCACGACCAUGAGGGAGGAGAGGGUCGUGCUGAUGGAGGUGAUCGGGAUGUAGGCGGACGUCAUCAAAAAGGUGGAGGGCGCAUUGGCCGCGAGUUUCACGGCGCUAGUCCCGCCAGUUUAGCUGCAAGCGAUCCGAGUGGCGGCGAUGGCGGGAAGGACUCCCAGUCGCAUCGCCUUGCUCAAUGUGGGCGAUCGGAUUUGGCGGGAAAUCGGCAAACAGAUGAGGAGGAAGAUUCUUGGGCAGGUCGUCUCGCCGCCGUUGGCUAUUUCGAUGGCCAUGUGUCAGUGCAUCUGCUCUCUAACCCACCCACCCCCCUCACCACCCCCCCAGUACAGGUGUCAUCGGACUUGACUCUCAAGCAAGCAUUACGGAUGCGAAGAACUGUACAAUCCGGGACUCACUAGUAAUUAAGACCAUUCAGUACCUACCUUCUUCCCCCGAAUACAACGUCCUGUCAUUUUAAC
Messenger RNA from Chara braunii, 3905 nucleotides. Lineage: Eukaryota; Viridiplantae; Streptophyta; Charophyceae; Charales; Characeae. The record is from the annotation of a GenBank genome assembly.